CUUAUUUGGUCGCGCCGAUUUAAAGUCAGGCACGACAGCUACGUAGAACGCGGCGUGCAAAAGACCCAAGCCAACAAACGUUUCAGGAGUCAGCAGAGAUAGCCUACAGGUCAGUAAUAGGGGAAUACGAUGGAGCUCAUCAUCAAAGACCUAAAUGGAAAAAUGCAGGUUGUGAAUGUGUUGCCAAGUACCACCAUUGGUGAACUCAAGCAACAAAUUGCCACUCUCUUUGGGGCAACAGCCUCAUGCCUGAGGCUUUCAGACAGUAGUGGUCAGAUCCUAGACGAGCUUCAGAAGACAGUGAGUGAUUACGGUCUGAGCUCAGGAUCCACUCUGAUCCUACUGAUCUCCACGACCCCCGUGCCGUUUCAGGUUUUCGUGAAGAAUGAGAAGGGACAGAUAAAAACAUACAACAUCACGGAUGAUGAGACCGUUGAUCAGCUGAUGGCAGAGAUCUGCCAGAUAGAAGGAGUACCAGUGGACCAGCAGCGGCUGAUCUACAACGGCCAACAGCUCAAGUCUGGCAGGAAGCUGAAGGAUUACAACAUUAUUUCUGGAAGCACCAUUUAUAUGACCCUCCGUCUGCGUGGAGGCUGA
Molecule: messenger RNA, 597 nt
Organism: Neoarius graeffei (lesser salmon catfish)
Lineage: Eukaryota; Metazoa; Chordata; Actinopteri; Siluriformes; Ariidae
Product: polyubiquitin-B-like
Exons: 2
Coding region: 130-597 (155 amino acids)
Biological process (GO): protein ubiquitination; modification-dependent protein catabolic process
Cellular component (GO): nucleus; cytoplasm
Molecular function (GO): protein tag activity; ubiquitin protein ligase binding
Source: RefSeq, a predicted model, not a curated record